AUGGCUUCCAGUACUACGACUUCGUCCAGUGUUCCUUCAAGUGAUGAGAGUCAGAGAUCAGUAAAUGAGACGGAGGUGCGAGGUAAAGGUAAAGGAAGAGGUAGAGGAAGAGGCAGAGGCAGAGGCAAGCCAAAAGACACAGCCGGGGGCAGUGGAUCGGUGAGACCUCCUAGGCAAAGACCAACUAAAGAGAGGCUCUCCAAAGAUGACGAGGAGAGAGUGCAAGAACUGCAAAAACAAAGGAGAGAAGCAACGGAGAGACUUGUGGAUGGAAUGAGCCUGCAAGAGCACAGGGACCUCACCACACAGUUGCUACAGAGGCAGCCAGGUCUGGUGUUUGAUGCAUUGAUGAUGCAUCAGCGGAGACAUGGCGUCCCCACAUCUGUGACAGGGAUGUCUUGGUGUACCUGUACACACUGCAGAGACAUGCCAACCGAUCGGGAGAGAAAAUGCUGUGGACAAAACCCAGCCACAUGUGUGAGCCUUCUGCCUCACUUCACACAGUAUUGCCUAGAUGAAGGUUUUCUCCGGAUUCACAGGCAGUACAGGGAGAACAUCACAGCAUUAGGCCAUGUAAGAGAGCCAGGUGAUGACAAUAGAGAAUUUAGAUAUGCAGCCUACAGACAUUUCAUUUUCUGGCAGCAUGGGUCUCUAGGGCAGGGUAAUAGAAGAGUGAUCCCAAGUUGCUGUGUGUGUAGAAUCAGGGAUAAAUUCCCUGACCCUCAGGGACAGUACACCGGGUUUAUCCCUGGAAUUUAAUUUCCUAUGUUGUGUUAUUGUAAAUAGUUUUGUAUUAUUAGUGUUCUUGUACUGUGUGUUGCUAUUUAAAUUUUAUUUAAAUUGUAUUUAAAUAAUUUUCCAUCAUUGAUCUUUAAUAAAAAUAUUU
This is a messenger RNA of Misgurnus anguillicaudatus (oriental weatherfish), 886 nucleotides long. NCBI's taxonomy places the organism in Eukaryota, Metazoa, Chordata, Actinopteri, Cypriniformes, Cobitidae. The record is from RefSeq and is a predicted model, not a curated record.